Messenger RNA from Panicum hallii, 932 nucleotides. RefSeq lists its product as uncharacterized. The transcript has 5 exons. NCBI's taxonomy places the organism in Eukaryota, Viridiplantae, Streptophyta, Magnoliopsida, Poales, Poaceae. Bases 137 to 610 code for a protein of 157 amino acids. The record is from RefSeq and is a predicted model, not a curated record.
GUGGGGCUCCCCUCGGACAAGCCCCCCGGCCGUCUCCAUCCCAGAUUCCGAGAGCGCUGCACAGGCAUCGCGUCGCGGCACCCCCGGCCCGCCGUCCUCUCCCAUCCCGCCUGGUCGCCUCACCGCCGCUGCCGAGAUGGGGUUCGUGUCCUUCGUCGGGAGGGUGCUCUUCGUCGCCGCCUUCCUCCUCUCCGCCUACCAGGAGUUUAAUGAAUUCGGAACUGAUGGUGGGCCAGCGGCAAAGGCCCUUCAGCCCAAGUUCAAUGUGUUUGUCAAAAAUAUCUCUUCCCACUUGGGAGUUGCCGUGCCUCAUAUUGAGUUGAAGCAUGUAAUUGCUGCCACGAUUGCGCUUAAGGGCCUUGGAGGUCUUCUUUUUAUCUUGAGCAGCUCUCUCGGUGCUUAUCUCCUGUUGUUGUACCUUGCUUUUAUCACCCCUAUUGUGCAUGACUUCUACAACUACGACAUGGAGAAGGCAGAAUUUGCGCAGAUCUUUGGGAAGUUCACCCAGGAUCUGGCACUCAUUGGAGCGCUUCUCUUCUUCCUGGGCAUGAAGAAUUCCAUCCCGAAGCGGCAGGCCAAGAAGAAGGCUCCCAAGGCGAAGACGAACUAAGGCUCUCUAGAUAGUGUUGCAGCCGUAGGGGCCUCAGGCGGUGUCAGGAGACGGGUCUAUUUUGAAGCAAGCUGCGAUGUGAAGCCAUUGCCAUCGUGCUGCGCUUUCAUAUGUAUCAGAUUCCAUUUUGCAGGGCACGGCCCGAACGAAGGUGUGAGUGGCGGAUUAGGCGACUAGAUUGUACCAUUAUGUACUCGUGAUUGGUUUGUUGGACUAGGUUGCCAAUGAUUGAUCUUCUCCAUUUGAUUUAUCUUGCACUGGGCCUUGUUAGCAGUGCAGGAAUUCGCUACUGAUUCCAUGGCUGGAAAUUCUUUUUUUUCUU